This is a messenger RNA of Oppiella nova, 500 nucleotides long. The record is from the annotation of a GenBank genome assembly. NCBI's taxonomy places the organism in Eukaryota, Metazoa, Arthropoda, Arachnida, Sarcoptiformes, Oppiidae.
UUGCUGUCCAUUAGGCCGGUGCUUCACAAGUCAUGUUCACAAAUCCAUUAGAAAUCGUUAAGAUCCGUCUGCAAGUGGCCGGUGAGAUAACCAGUGGUCCCAAAAUCAGUGCUUUGGGUGUAAUCAGAGAACUUGGAAUUAGAGGACUCUAUAAAGGCUCAAAGGCUUGUUUCCUUCGGGACAUACCGUUUUCAGCGAUCUAUUUCCCGGUGUACGCCCACAUGAAACUAAACUUCGCUGAUGUGAACGGACAUAACAGCGCGCCCUCCCUUCUGAUAUCAGCCAUGAUCGCAGGAGUACCGGCCGCUUAUUUGGUGACUCCGGCCGAUGUCAUUAAAACACGGUUACAAGUGGCAGCCCGUGCCGGACAGACUACUUAUACCGGAGUGAUAGAUGCGGUCAGAAAGAUAUGGAAAGAAGAGGGAGGGAUAGCCUUUUGGAAGGGAGGACCGGCCCGUGUGUUGCGAAGUGCCCCACAGUUUGGGUUUACAUUAUUGACG